Messenger RNA from Aegilops tauschii subsp. strangulata, 1806 nucleotides. The record is from RefSeq and is a predicted model, not a curated record. Lineage: Eukaryota; Viridiplantae; Streptophyta; Magnoliopsida; Poales; Poaceae.
AUGGGGAUGCUGGGCGUGCAUGGCGAGAUUGUCUGGAUCCUGGUGGCGGCCCGUUUGAUCUACCGCGUCGCAGCUCCGGGCAUGUCUCGUGACUGCGGUGCUUAUCUUCCGGCCGUGUCUCCGACGGCGACCUCGCCCUUCCUCACCUUCAUGAGUUUUCAGGGAUGGGAGAUGAUGAUUCCUAUGGCGUUCUUAGCAGGCACUGGGGUGCGAGUUUCUAAUGAGCUUGGCGCGGGCAAUGGAAAAGGCGUGCGGUUUGCGACGAUCGUGUCGACAACGACCUCCUUUCUGAUCGGCCUCUUCUUUAGCUUGCUGGCACUCGCGUUCCACGACAAGAUCACACUCGUUGUUUCAUCAAGCAAAGCUGUGAUCGACGCCGUGGACAACCUCUCCGUUCUGCUAGCCAUUAGUAUCCUCCUAAAUGGCGUCCAACCAGUCCUUUCCGGAGUUGCUGUUGGAUCAGGGUGGCAAGCACUAGUGGCUUAUAUAAACGUAGGAAGCUAUUACAUCAUUGGAGUUCCUGUUGGACUUCUGCUGGGUUGGCUCUUCAAUCUGGGAGUUCUUGGGAUUUGGGCAGGGAUGAUCGGUGGCACUGCAGUUCAGACAAUAAUUCUGGCGUACAUUACCAUGCGAUGUGAUUGGGACGAAGAGGUCAUUUCUUUGUCCGGCCCUCGGUUUUAUAGUCAAUCAGUCAUCAUAACAUUGACUUGUUGAAAUUAUGCAGGCUUCUAAAGCAAGUAAACACAUCCAAAGAUGGGCAGGCUCGAAAUGAGUUGGAGUGGCAAUGCCCUCAUCUCAAGGAGCGGUUGAUGAAGAUUAUCCUAGAUGGCCAUUUUCUGAAUGGAAGUUUUAGUUGAACCAACGUCGUGUAGUAUCAAGAUGGAUCCGUACGUGAUCCUUACCACACCAUGCGGAAGUGUGGCAGCUUAUGGACUAUGGGUGCAAUCAAUGAGAGAUGGUAGCAUGAGACACGUAUAACCAGUUUAUAUGACGGUUCAAAUAUUAGGCUAUGUGUGUAGGCAUAUGUUUAUAUUUUCACGUUAUUUGCACUUGUUGUACUUUAGUACUUGAACUUCGUACUCUGACUUUAAUAAAGUUGUGUGCAUCACAAUGGUGGGGGUGAUCCUCCUUUUCUUAAAAAAAAAUACUACCAAGAUGGGCAUGGCACGAGUACCUCGUCGCCUCACAAAGUAGUUUACAUGAAACACGAGAUUAGGGGGAAACAUUGAGACAAAAAAGGCCAAAAGAAAGGGAUCCUCUCUCUUUCUUGUGUUAAAUAUGUAUUCUAGCUUUUUAACUUUUCCCUUUCUUAACCAUUUCUUCAACUUUCCAUCCUCUAUAUUAGGCUCAUAUGUGCCAUAAUGAAAUGUUUGUGUUUUUUCCAUGAAAUGUAGCAGCACUACUUUUCAGUUUCCAUUCAUUAAGAAGAGGGAUCGAUAGAGCCAAGAAAUUACAUGGGAAAACAAGGAUGAGAAGAAAUAGAUCACACCACAUAAUACACAAAAGAGAAAAGAUAAGUUGGGUCGAGGCAACAACAGGGCAAGUGCUGAAAAGAAAAGAAAAAACGGGAGUGCCAUCAUCUUCCAUCAUCCUCACGAGAGGUUGCACGUGAAAAACCACCAUCCUAGACGAAGAGCUCCAAUCAUCCGAGGCCAUGAUGCCUCAAGGCUAUUGGCGCAAUCGAACGGCAACGAGCAACCGAGUCCACACCCUGACAAAGACACACACGCAGCCUAGGUUAUAUCACAACAACGGCACCGCCGCGAAGCCGAAGGGCAUCAAGGAGCCAAGCCCACACCUAGAUCG